AUGAUGGAAUUCGCGGCACAUCAGUUGCAGAAGAUUAAAUUGGGGGUGCAUAUUGGGCAAUCGGCGUUGAUAGUGGUAGCAUGGAUUCUAGAGAUUCUGGUGUUUAGGUCGUCGGCGAAAAUUGAUGGGAGACCUGGAUGGUUUUUUGGCUUGUGCUUUCUCACGAUACCUGCCCUCAUAUACCUUACCAUGACACCCAGGUUUCCAAGGACCCGUAAAUUCGCAAAUCCUUACGCACUCGCAUCGGUGGAUGGCCUCUUCUGUUUGCUGUGGUUGACGGCUUUUGCUGCCCAGGCUAGCUUUAACUCCAGCGGCAAAUGCAAUGACGGCUGCGGGAGGAGUAAGGCAGUCGUAGGCUUUGGUGUUUUCAUCUGGUUACUUUGGGCUUUAACUACUUUCAUGUCCCUCUACGGGGUUGUCUACUACAAACGGGAAGGAUAUCUGCCAGGAGCUUCCAGGGCACCAAAUAACGCGAACCAAAUCGACCCUGACAAAGAUGCAUUUUCAACGGCACCCCACGACGAGUACGCACCGGUCCAUAAUGUUGAUGAUCACGAUGCCGUUCAUGAAGCGCAUGAUACCUCGAUUCCAAGUUACGGCGGACCUCUGUCAAACCCACAUUUCGGCGACAACUCGAGCAGCCCCUACGGUGGUGGUGUAGGAUACGUGCCUCCUACGGUCCACGAUGAUAAUACGAGCUAUUUGGGCUACUCCGGCGAAUCAACAGCACCAGCAUAUUCAAGUCAGCCGCCAAGUGUGGUAGGAUACUCUGGUCAGUCAGGUUCGGUAGGCAGUGCGGCUGGUAGAGCUCAAUUUCCACAUGCAAGCUACAAUUGA
Messenger RNA from Glarea lozoyensis ATCC 20868, 837 nucleotides. RefSeq lists its product as uncharacterized. The record is from RefSeq and is a predicted model, not a curated record. NCBI's taxonomy places the organism in Eukaryota, Fungi, Ascomycota, Leotiomycetes, Helotiales, Helotiaceae. The transcript has 3 exons. Bases 1 to 837 code for a protein of 278 amino acids. Gene Ontology annotation, cellular component: membrane.